This is a messenger RNA of Macaca mulatta (Rhesus monkey), 2879 nucleotides long. The record is from RefSeq and is a predicted model, not a curated record. NCBI's taxonomy places the organism in Eukaryota, Metazoa, Chordata, Mammalia, Primates, Cercopithecidae.
GGAGCGCCGCGGUGGCCUGGGUGCACCGUGUGCCGCAGGCGCCUGGGCAGCUCGCCUCGCCUCGCCUCCCCUCCCCCGCCCCAGGGUCUCCUCUACCAGCUCCAGCCGCGGACCUUCUAGGAUAUUGUGCAACCCGCGAACCCCCCGCCCCCGCGGCGCCCUUCCCCCACGCGUCCCACCCAGCCUCACUUGGGGCAUUUUUAUUGACGGGGGCGUCAGUUGGCAAAUGGCUGAGCCGCGGGGAGGUGGCGGCGGGGGUGGCGGUGGCGGGAGGGGGCGCCCGGGGGGUGGUUGCUGGUAGGGUGUAGCUGCUGUGACAGAAAUAGGAAGUGGGUGGCUGCUCGCAGGCUUGCAUGGGAUCGGGUUUAUGGUUUUCUUCUGCAGAGGGAGGGGUGAUUUAUGGCUUUUAAAAAAUUAAUAUGGCAUUUUUAUGUGGCCGUGGCUUUCCACCGACUGCCUCGCUCCGGCAGGGUUCUCUUGGCGCUCCAUUGCAGCAAUUCCCUCCGCGCCCCCCUCCCCCUCCCCCUCCCCCUCCCCUGGAAGGGCCUGCACAGGACUCGCGAGAGAGCGGGAGAGCGUGGGGGGAGCCCGGCGCUUCCUUCCGCGCGGGGCGGAGGCGGGGGCGGCCGCUGGCUGGAGGGUGGCCGCGGGGGGCGCGGGAGGCGGGGAACGACCCGAGAGCACCAGCCGUUGCCGCCCCGGGAUUUCCCCCGCACGCCCCGGGGAGAGACACGAAAACCACUUCUCUAGCCUCCCUUGCCAUCCCCGGCAGGCCCCCGCCGACCUGUCAUUGCUCUUGAAGGGUUCUCCACUCGUGCACACCUCCCAAGUGAUAACCUCAUUCCGCCUGCUUCCUCCGUGCCCUGGCAUCCUUUUUGUAACGGGCUGUUUGAUUCCUAUUACUGCCUCCUCUUCCCCGCCUCCGGGAUGAUAAACUCCUGGCGAGGAUGGCACUGAGGUUGCUGGCAAACAGAAACUGGGAUGUGCGGAGUGAGGAAGGGGACAGGCUGUGGUUGUUCUCUCUAUCGCACGGGGAUCCACCGGCCUCCUUGUAUUCCUAGGUGUAGUGGGGGAGGAAUCAUCCUAUGAAUCCUGGAAGGAUGAGGCAGCAGAGCAGACCCGCCUGGAUUAAGUAGUAUCUCUCAUUCCUGGGGGUCAGGACACCAAGCAAAGCAGGGAUGGGCAUGAGCUGUGCGCGGAGCGGGCCUCUGAAAUUGGAAGCAGCUCUGGCUGGUGUAAUGUGUGUAUGUGGUGUGUAGAACAGAGAUGGUAUCUAAUGUGGCCAGAGCAUGCAGCUAGAGUGCAAGGCAGUCAAGUCGUUCGCACCAUGAGCACUUGAAAGUGAAGUAAACCCAGCAGCCCAAAGACCAUGAUACACAAGUCCCUCUGGGGUUUCAGAAAUGAUUCUUUCUCCUUAGAGGUUUACUCAAUUUCUAAAGUAAUUUUUCUGUGUGAGUGGCAGUGGUGAUGGGGGAAAUUGUGUUCCCUUUUUUCAGAAAGAACAAAAUAUCUUCUUUUGUUUUGGUUAUACCGGAAUCAUUCCUGCUUCAGUUUCUGUGCAGGAUUCAUACACCCAUGAAAAUAAUGAGGAAAUAGCUCUGCAAAAAUUAUUUGAAAUAGGGCUGCAGAGAGAUGCACAGCUAUUUUAUUUUUCCUGCGGGCAUGGAUUUUCAUGGAAACAGUCCAUUCAGAUUUAUUUGAGAGAGCUGUGUUUUGCAUGAAAGGCUUCUGUUGACAUUUUCAAAAAUUGAGACCCUUUGCUGGAAUAUUAGAGAAUGAUAACUGUCUCCUUAAUGUGUGAAGUUUAGAUGUAGCUCUAAUCUAGGUUAAGAUCAAAACAAUGUAAAACUUACAAUUCAAAUGAUACUAGUGAAUGUGUUGGCAAUUAAAAAAACACUUGUGCACACAUAGGGUCACAUUCCCUGUUUUAAAUCACAGGAUGUGGAUUCUUAAUGUAAAUGUAAAGUCAUGUCAUCAGGUGAACAUGUAAAAAUAAAUGUUUAUACUUUCUGGCUUAGUGUCUCUACCAGUUAGAAUGGAAGAGCAAAUGGAAGAGCCCAAUCAACCAUUCCAAGGCUACUUUGCCUUGGUUUUUUUCAAUGCUGUAUCAUUAUAAAUGACUUUUCAUUUUAGAUACACACACCCUCCCAUAAUUUCAAAAAUUUUAUUUACAUACUAUGUGGAUAAUAGACUCAAAAUAGGAAAAGUUAAUUUUGCAUUUGUUUUGAUAGAGAUCCUGGUGUGAGAUGUGAAAUGUGAAAUUUUGUUUAUAGAAGUUUUGUUGAUGAAUCCUGAUUUUAAGGUGGAUACCCUGUUGUUGUUUAUCCUGUGUUUUCUUGUAGACUUUAUAUUAUUGGCAUGAAAGGCAUUAUCCAAGGUUGGAUUCAAUAUUUUUUGGUACAUAAGAUUUUUGUGAUUAGUUAUUUGAGAUAAUCUAUUUUGAUUAUUAGCCUUCUGUGAAAUAAUAUUUCCUCUUGAAUAUGUAUACACAUAUUGAAUGAAUGGAAAGUAUGGGUAUGCUGGAUGUGAAACCUACUAACAAGUGAUUUAAUUUCCAAAAAUUAGAUAAUACGGAGUUUAGAAACCAUGAUUUACUUGAAAUUUUGUUAGAACUUCAUCUCAAUGGCUAUUUAAAUCAUUAUUUAAUACAGAAAAGAAGUUAUCCUUGAGGAAGUAUUUGUGCCCCUUAAGUUUUCUCUUUUUUACAAAGUAUGUGUAGUAUUAUUUACUAUAUAUGCAUACAGAAAUAAAUAUUCAGAUUGUUAUUACCAUGGCAUGCUGUGGCAUUUGCUUACAGUUACCAUUGUUAGUGUCAUCUGGCUUUUGUUGUAUAACAGAUUGCUAUUUACAAAUAAAGAUGUGCUUGUGGUUUGUAGUAA